AUGUCUCGCCCUUCCGGUGUUGCCAUGGCUUCCAGCCCUCCUGCUUCGGAUGACACCAACUCUGUUGGAACUCCAUCCACCAACAUCACUGCCUUCACUCCCGGUGCUGCUCCUCCUGGCACUGCUGGACGUACUUCCUCUGGCAACGAGCGUCGUGGACCUCGCAACCUUGCGCCUUUGGACACUGCUAGGACUGGUGAUGACGUUUUCUUGUCUGCUCCAACCCCUACUGCCGCCACUAGAUUGUCUCCCACUGCAGAGGCCUUCACUCCAGGCCAAGCUGCUUUCAAUCUUCCAGUUGAGCGUACCGAGUUCGUCACUGAGCGUGUCACUCCUGUCAAGAAUCCCGUCAAGCCAGUCAGCUUGCUUACCAAAGGCAUCGAGAAUUAUCGUCAACUUUCCAUGAAGAACAAGAACUUCAGUCUUCCUGCCGAGGCCGUCAAUGCUGAUGGUGUAGCCACCUGGCGUGAACUCGUUCUUCCCUAUGCAGACCUUGUCAAUGCUGAAGUUCCUGACGUUGUCACCCCUGUUCGUCGCUUCUACACCCAAGCUGAGAUUGGAGGACCUGCUCUCAGUCCUAAGAACUGCCUUGCUCUCACACCCGAGGUUCGUUACCGACAGGAGUCUGACAUGCGUACCAAGAUCAGUGCCAUGGGCAUGCGAGUGGCUCUCCGCGUCAACCAUAGAGUUGUAAGAGAUGUGAUGGCCACCGUUGAUCUUCAAGAAGGUUCUUUCACCACUGAUGAACACGUCUUCCGCUCCUUUGUCGUCGCUGGUAUUCCGCACGACUUUCCCACUGCUGCCAUUGCUGCAACCUUCUCGCCUGCCGCAUUUCCAUCCUUGAAGUACAUCAAUGCUGUUCAGGUCAUUCGUGAUGGUGCCUUUACGAUUUCCUUUGGUGAUCUUCGUGAUGCUCAGAGAGCCUACGCUAUUGUUUCAUACCUUCACCAUGAUGCUUAUGCACACUACCUGAGCCCCAAGACUCUUGCUGCCGACCUCGGCCAGGAUUCAGUUAUUCAAACUGAUUUCCAUGCUCAAGUCAUGAUCAAGGUCAUCUGGGGCGAGCAUCAUGUCAUGGCUCGGGGUGUUCUCAGCGAAAUCAGACGUCUUCUCAGUCAAUGUGGUGACAUCAAAGCAUUCCACGCUGCUCCCCGUCAGCGUCCUGAUGAGGUUCCCAAGGACAAUCGCGAGCUUGUGGUUGAGUUCUACAGCACCAAUGCUGUUGCAGCCGCCGUUGAUGUCCUGACUGGAGACUAUGGAACAUACCGCAUUGAUGCCAGCACCUACACUCCUGAUGUUCUCAAUCUUUUUCACCUUCUCGAUGGCCGCAAGCCCCAGGAUUUCGCGUUCACCACCCCUCUCACUACCCUCAGUGUCACUGGUCGUUCAACUGUUCCUGUUGAUCCAGACUAUGACCGAAUUGCUGCUGCUCUUCAGCGUGGUGCCCAGCGUGCCAAUCGUGAUGGUCGUCGCGUCAAUCAUAAUGCCAAUCACAAUGUUGUCGAUAUCAAUCGCAUCACUGCUGGUGUUGACGUGCGCACCACCAUAAUGCUCCGCAACAUCCCCAAUCGCGUGGAUCAAGCCCUCUUGAAGGCAAUUAUUGAUGAAACCAGCGCUGGUUGCUAUGAUUUCAUGUACUUGCGCAUUGAUUUCGCCAAUAAUUGCAACGUUGGCUAUGCUUUCAUCAACUUCAUCGACGCUCAAUUCAUCCCUUCUUUCGUCAUUGCCCGUGCUGGUCAACGUUGGAAUUGCUUCAACUCCGACAAGGUUGCAGAGAUUUCCUAUGCUACCAUCCAGGGAAAAGACUGUCUUGUUUCCAAAUUCCGCAAUUCGUCCGUCAUGCUUGAGCACCCUGCUUUUCGUCCAAAGGUACGCACAAUUCUAACAGUCACAAUGAGCAGCACUAAUGUCUUCCAGCUUUUCUUUACCCGUGGCCACCCAAAUGCUGGUCAGGAGGAGAAGUUCCCAUCUCCAGACAACCCCUCAAAGAUGCGUCGCUCUGUCGAGAACGCUGAGCAUGUUGGUCUGUAUCCCUCUCGUCUUCUUCAAGAUUCCCUUGAACCUCCAGUUUCCGGAACCCCUGUCAAAGGCUGCGCAAAGUGUUUGGUGUUGGAGAAGCGUCAUCGUCUGUUGGCAAUUACUUCCUUUCCAUACCCAGCCCCAUCUCCUAAAUGCACAAAGUGUUCCAUGGUGGAGAAGCGUGGCUGGUGUUCGCCCCCUGCUCGUGCCAUCAAGGCCAUAGCAAAGUCAACCGUCUAUGUCGACACCAACUGCCCAACUGAUCCCUUCUCUGGCAUCGUCUUUUCGCCCCUAGGCAAGGUCAAGCCUAUCGUGAAGAGCAACGUCGUCGUCGAUCUCAAUAUGAUCGGGGUACACCUGGCGCAGACAUCGAGCUUGGAAUGA
Messenger RNA from Exophiala bonariae, 2403 nucleotides. RefSeq lists its product as uncharacterized. The transcript is spliced from 11 exons. Gene Ontology annotation, molecular function: nucleic acid binding. The coding region runs from base 1 to 2403 and encodes 800 amino acids. Lineage: Eukaryota; Fungi; Ascomycota; Eurotiomycetes; Chaetothyriales; Herpotrichiellaceae. The record is from RefSeq and is a predicted model, not a curated record.